AUGGUGUUUAUGCGUUCUGGCGGUCAAAGGUUCGCGCAAGGCUACGUGACCCGAAGAUGCAGGAAAAGCACCCACGGUUUGCCCUCAUCCAAUUGGAGAAGGCGACUCUCCUUGGAACAGACGUAUUACGAAGUCUUCAACCAGGACAAUGUCGAUUUGAUUGACCUCAACGAGAAUCCGAUAGCUGAAUUCACAUCGAAGGGUAUUGUAACCGGGGAUGGAAAGGAGCACGAAUUUGAUGUUAUCGUUCUCGCUACUGGAUGGGAUGGUGUCACUGGGGCGAUGACGAAGAUUGAUAUACGAGGUAUAGGUGGGCAGACGGUUGCUGAGAAGUGGAAAGAUGGGGUGUACACGAACUUGGGAAUGACGGUAUCUGGUUUCCCAAACAUGUUCUUUAUGUCUGGCCCUCAAGCCCCGACCGCAUUUUCUGUCGGUCCGAGUUGCAUCGAACCUCAAGGCGACUGGAUUGCUAAUGUGAUUAAGCACAUGAAGAAGAAUCACUUGACAAAGAUUGAAGCUACGCCGGAAGCUGAACAGAUUUGGCGAGGAAUGGUCAUGAGCAUCCAUGAUAAGCUCCUUGUGAGAAACGCCAGGGUUGGUGGAACGGAGCUAACAUUCCCGGAAAACCAGCGGAAAUAUUGA
Marasmius oreades (fairy-ring Marasmius) is the source of this 642-nucleotide messenger RNA. RefSeq lists its product as uncharacterized. The transcript is spliced from 2 exons. The record is from RefSeq and is a predicted model, not a curated record. Bases 1 to 642 code for a protein of 213 amino acids. NCBI's taxonomy places the organism in Eukaryota, Fungi, Basidiomycota, Agaricomycetes, Agaricales, Marasmiaceae.